Molecule: messenger RNA, 462 nt
Organism: Diaporthe amygdali
Lineage: Eukaryota; Fungi; Ascomycota; Sordariomycetes; Diaporthales; Diaporthaceae
Product: prefoldin subunit 5
Exons: 5
Coding region: 1-462 (153 amino acids)
Biological process (GO): protein folding; regulation of DNA-templated transcription
Cellular component (GO): cytoplasm; prefoldin complex
Source: RefSeq, a predicted model, not a curated record
AUGUCAGGAGGAGCGCAGCAACAAGGAGUGAGCCUCGAUCAGUUGAGCGCCCAACAGCUCACGGCCGUCAAGAAGCAGUUGGAUGAGGAGGUUGAGCACCUUACCACAUCGUUUGCGCAACUGCAGGCCGCACAGAUCAAAUUCAAGGACUGUCUGCGCUGUGUAAAGACCCAGGGUGGCACCCCAGACAAGAAAGAUAUUCUAGUACCCCUGACCAACUCGCUCUAUGUCAAGGGCAACAUCUCAAGCCCCGAUCGAGUGCUGGUGGACGUGGGCACGGGGUUCUACGUGGAAAAGAAUGUGAAGAGCGCUGCAGAGUUCUACGAGGGAAAGGUGAAGGAUUUGGCUGGCAAUAUCACAGACCUGGAAGCAAUCAUUCAGAACAAAUCAAGUUCUUUACGGGCUGUUGAAGAAGUCCCCUUCAUGAGGCUUGCAGCAACGCGCAAGAGGCAAAGGCGUUGA